AUGGCCACCCCGCUCGCACAGCACGAAGACAACAUCUUCAUUUCAGUCACCCUCUCGCCCGCCUCCGCGCUCUUGAGCCACCCAGACGCGCUCCUCGUACACCCGCUCAUCACCCGUCUAGGGCGGGUUGGAGAACUCCAGGACAGCUGGCCGCAGGUUGAGACGGGCGUAUUAGAUGCAUUGAACAGUCUGCCUGGAGUGCUGAGGGUGGACGUCCAGGGCCUGCCGAAACUGAGGGCCAAGAGGGGAGGCGACGAACUGUGA
Epithele typhae is the source of this 264-nucleotide messenger RNA. RefSeq lists its product as uncharacterized. Lineage: Eukaryota; Fungi; Basidiomycota; Agaricomycetes; Polyporales; Epitheliaceae. The transcript is spliced from 2 exons. The record is from RefSeq and is a predicted model, not a curated record. The coding region runs from base 1 to 264 and encodes 87 amino acids.